This is a messenger RNA of Platichthys flesus (European flounder), 2252 nucleotides long. It is a transcript of the gene ndrg3a, whose product is annotated as ndrg family member 3a. Gene Ontology annotation, biological process: signal transduction. Lineage: Eukaryota; Metazoa; Chordata; Actinopteri; Pleuronectiformes; Pleuronectidae. Bases 296 to 1411 code for a protein of 371 amino acids. The transcript has 15 exons. The record is from RefSeq and is a predicted model, not a curated record. Gene Ontology annotation, cellular component: cytoplasm.
CCUGCUCUCGUUCCCACCUCUUGUCUCCGUCUCUCUCUCGUUGUCUCUGCAUCUUGCCCACCCCUCUGCGUCAGCUUUCAUUCAGAUUAUUUACCCAUCUCCUCCUCACUCCCUCUGCUGUGUCUUUCUCCUCCCUCUCUUCAUCUCUUCCUUGUUGCUUGCUGCUCUAGCCUCCUCACCCUACAUUCCUCCCUUCCUACUAACGCUCCCUCCCUCCUCCUCCUUUGAGAUCUUCUAAGCUGCUCAGCACACACUUGCACAUAGCUGACACCCUCCUCUCCUGCGUGGGAAAAACAUGUCAGCUAUUCUGGACCUGGACCAGAUUGCAUGCUCAGGGAAUGGAGUGGAGCAUGACAUCGAGACUCCUAAUGGCGUUCUCCAUGUGACGAUGAGAGGCGUUCCCAAGGGCAACAGACCCGUCAUCCUCACCUAUCACGACAUCGGGCUCAACCACAAGUCGUGCUUCAAUACCCUGUUCAACUAUGAGGAUAUGCAGGAGAUCACACAGCACUUUGCAGUGGUUCACGUGGACGCACCCGGCCAGCAGGAAGGAGCACCUCCCUUCCCCAGCGGUUAUCGCUACCCAACCAUGGAUGAGUUGGCUGAAAUGCUGCCCUCUGUGAUGACUCAGCUCAAGGUCAACAGUGUGAUCGGGAUUGGCGUGGGAGCAGGAGCAUACAUCCUCAGCCGCUUUGCACUGAACAACCCCACUCUGGUGGAGGGACUGGUCCUGAUUGAUGUCGACCCAUGUGCAGAAGGAUGGAUUGACUGGGCAGCAUCAAAGCUGUCUGGAUGGACCAGUAAUUUGGUGGAUAUCAUCAUGGCUCACCACUUCAGCACUGACGAGCUGACCGAGAACCAGGAGCUGAUCCAGACCUACCGUCUCCAUAUCGCCCAAGACAUCAACCAGGACAACCUGGCCCUUUUCUGUGGCUCUUACCAAUAUCGUCAUGACCUGGAGAUCGAGAGGCCCAUCGUGGGUCUGAACGAGGAUACAGUCAACACACUAACGUGCCCUUCAUUGCUGGUGGUUGGUGACACCUCCCCUGCUGUGGAGGCUGUGGUGGAGUGCAAUUCCAGGCUAAAUCCAACCAAGACCACGCUGCUAAAGAUGGCUGACUGUGGAGGCUUGCCCCAAGUUGUGCAGCCAGGGAAACUUGCUGAGGCCUUCAAGUACUUUGUUCAGGGCAUGGGCUACAUUCCCUACGUUCUUCUCAGUCACCUGAGCAACGAAUCAGUGCCGACAGUAGGAAUGACUCGUCUGGCUCACUCACGCACCACCUCCUCUUCCAGCAUCACUUCCAUGGACAGCAGUCGCAGUCGCAACAAUCUCAACAGCCUGCUGGAGGGCAGUGCCACCGGGGGCCUGGACAACCAGUCCAGACCCCAGACCAUGGAAGUCUCCUGCUAAACCCCAACCUCAACCCCCUGCACCCUCCCAUAGUAACUUAUGUGCCCUCUCCCCGCUCCUUCUCUAUCCUCCCACUCCUAGGCAGUUCAGCACCAGGAGGAUCUGUAACAAACUAUGUGAUUAGAAAAGCAGGUAUAAUAAAUAUAUUAACAGAUGCAUAUUAUUAAAUAUUAUAUUGAAUACACUGUCAGUCACAUUCUAGAAACCGUAACUACAUUCAGCUGUGUUGUAUAUAGAAAUGGUCAAUCCGUUUUGUCGACUCAACUGUCCAUCGUCACCCUCUUCUAUUUAUUUGAUUUUCACAUUCUUUGUCUUCACACACAUUAUAGAAAUCCUCCUUUGUAACUUUGUGUUUCCAUUUGAUUGCACGGUACAAGACUUGUUAUUUUAUCUGAUCUCUUCUGAUGUGGGCUCUCAAAAUGUGGGUUAUACUGAUGGUGAAUUUAUCUCUGUACAGCUACAGAAAUAGGUUUGCGGUGUGUAAUUAAAAUGAUGCCAGAGCAAGUGAUGUAAAGGAAAAACAAUUGCAUAGCGUUGCACACUAACUUGAACUAAGUCAAAGCUGAGCAGAGAACAUGAAAAGAAUAUUCAGUGUUGUGUUCCAGUAAGUCGACUUUCUUUUUGUAAGUGAACUCAUCAUCUCCCUUUUCUAUCUUUUUGAUUUGUGUUAAUGUUUUUGUUCAGUUGAUUAGAUGACUCACUGAUGUUUUAACAACCUUUAACAAGUAGUGUCUGAUGUGAAAAGUCUUGAGUUCCUUCACUGAGAAGCCCAGUGGUGCCUCUCACUGUCUGCUGAUUCAACUCAUUUAUAUUACUACUGAAUAAAGCUACAACACGAGAA